Molecule: messenger RNA, 1797 nt
Organism: Pygocentrus nattereri (red-bellied piranha)
Lineage: Eukaryota; Metazoa; Chordata; Actinopteri; Characiformes; Serrasalmidae
Gene: pars2
Product: prolyl-tRNA synthetase 2, mitochondrial
Exons: 3
Coding region: 174-1613 (479 amino acids)
Biological process (GO): prolyl-tRNA aminoacylation
Cellular component (GO): cytoplasm; mitochondrion
Molecular function (GO): proline-tRNA ligase activity; ATP binding
Source: RefSeq, a predicted model, not a curated record
GAAGACUGUCUUUCGCUGUCAUGUGUGUUCGUUUCUCCGCGCUGUCUGUCUGUCUGUCUGUCUGUGCACAUGUAACGCUAGGGCUUUGUGUCUGAGGAGUCCAGGUCUGUGCAGAUGAAUAAGAGCUACCUAAUUGUUUCCUACACGAGUUUUCCAGAGCUGAAGAAUCUACAAUGGAGGUGCUGAUGCAUCUCUGCCACCACAAACUAUGCCCCUUGCUGCCUAGAACCUUGAGCAGGGCAUGUAGAAGAAACCACCACUGCACACCACAGCCUUCUCACUCAGUCCAUGCGCUCGCCAAGCCAGUUGCUCCUACACCAUUGGUGUCCCGUCUCUUCCAACCCUCAAACCUUCGAGAAGGCCAGGAAGGAGGGGACAUGACAUGUCGCAGUCAGAGACUGAUGCUCCAGGCUGGCCUCAUUCACCCUUCCAACCCAGGCUGCUUCUACUAUCUCCCUGCUGCCCUGCGUUCCAUGGAGAAGCUGGUGAGGCUUAUUGAUGAAGAGAUGCAGGCCAUUGGAGGGCAGAAAGUGGACAUGCCAGCGCUGUGUGGGGCGGAGCUGUGGAAGCGUAGUGGACGCUGGGAGCUCAUGGGUAAGGAGAUGUUCAGACUGCGAGAUCGACAUGAUAUUGACUACUGCCUCGGCCCGACACAUGAGGAGGCGGUCACAGAACUGUUGGCUUCGCAGAGUACCCUGUCCUACAGACAACUUCCACUACUUCUUUACCAGGUCACCCGAAAGUUUCGUGAUGAGCAGAAGCCAAAGUUUGGGUUGCUGCGGGGCCGGGAAUUCUACAUGAAAGACAUGUACUCGUUUGACAUUAGCGAAGAGGCUGCUCUUCACACAUAUCAGUCUGUGUGCCACGCUUAUGGCCGCCUUUUGGACCGGCUUGGUCUGAAGUGGGUACAGGUGCAGGCUGACACCGGCAACAUUGGAGGAACGCUUUCUCAUGAGUUUCAUCUGCCAGCUGAUGUAGGAGAAGACCGUUUGCUUAUGUGUGGGAAUUGUGGCUUCUCUGCAAACUUUGAAACAGUAGAACCAGGACAAGCUGACUGCCCUCAAUGCCACACAGCGCCUCUGGUGGAGUCAAAAGGCAUUGAAGUAGGACAUACUUUCUACCUUGGAACAAAAUAUUCCCAAGUGUUUAAUGCCACAUUUACCAGUGCUCAGAACAAGCCUGCAGUGGCAGAGAUGGGCUGUUUCGGCCUUGGCGUUACCCGAAUCCUCGCUGCCUCCAUUGAGGUGCUGUCCUCUGAAGAUUCUAUUCGUUGGCCUAGGCUGCUCGCUCCUUAUCAGGUUUGCAUCCUGCCUCCUAAAAAGGGCAGCAAGGCCAAUGAAGCUAUGCACCUUGCUGAGGAACUUGUCCAGAGCUUAGGAAACAGUUUACUAAAUCUAAAAGGAGAGGUGGUCCUGGAUGAUAGGACUCAGCUCACCAUUGGGAAGCGGCUGAAGGACGCUAAUAGGCUAGGCUACCCUUAUGUUGUGGUGGUAGGACAGAAGGCCAUGGAGGAGCAGCCAGUGUUUGAGGUAGUGUGUCAGCAAAGUGGGGAUACUGUGUUUCUCAGCAAAGAUGGCCUACUGGACCUCUUAAGUGGAGCAGAGACAAUAUGAUGUACCUAAACUGAAAUACAGUGUUACUUUCAUGAAAACGUACAGUCUGUAUGUGUGCUGUCAAUUAAAAUGGGGUAAGUAAUAUUUCAAAGGGAUGUUUAUGCACAUACUGGUGAUUGUGUGUACUGAUUAUGGAGAUGUUAUCUGGAUUGAUAAACUUUUAAUAAAUAUGUUCUGUUUCUAA